Molecule: messenger RNA, 768 nt
Organism: Rotaria sp. Silwood2
Lineage: Eukaryota; Metazoa; Rotifera; Eurotatoria; Philodinida; Philodinidae
Source: the annotation of a GenBank genome assembly
AUGACGGAUGCAACAGACAAACCACCGGACGUUAAUAAUAGGUUGUAUCCUGAUGAUAUAUUUUCCUGUGCAUCAGAAAAGCAACAAAUAUUAAGCGAUGACUUACCAUCAUUGGAAACAGUUCGUAAAAUGAUCGAAUAUGAAACAUUUUUACGUUUGUCAGACCCUAUUCAACAAGUUUUCGAUUUAUAUCAUAAAGAUGAUAAUGCUAUAACAAUGGUGCUCGACUUAAUUCAACAACAUGUCGUGGAACAUUUUGGAUAUAGACAUGUUAAUGCAUUACGAACAGCCAUAUCACGUUUUCCAGAUGAUCCAGUUAUUAAAGAAGCAUUUUAUGUUAAACAUAAUAAAAUCACUCAAGGUCUUGUCAAUCAAGGACAAUGUGUACGAUUAAAUAAAUUAUUUCGCUCGCAUGCGCCAGCUAUGCGUCUAUUGACAAUUUAUAUUGCUGAGGCGCAUGCACGUGAUCAAUGGCCAGCUGGAAAAACCAUAUCAUGUGUUGAUCAACCAAAAACAUUAGAAGAACGUUUAGAAAAUGCACGUCAAUUCAAGAAGAGAUUCAAUUUUGAAAUGCCUAUGUUAGUUGAUAGUAUGAAUAAUACAUUUCAUACAACUUAUGGUUCAUGGCCAUUUCGUUUUUAUGUUAUUCAUAAUGGAAAAUUAAUACUUAAGGCUGAACCAGGAGCAACAACAUAUGCUUAUGACUUAAAUGAAUUAGAUACAUGGAUUGAUAAUUUCUAUAUAGAUAAAAAUGCUCAAGUAUCUUAA